Molecule: messenger RNA, 5370 nt
Organism: Peromyscus eremicus (cactus mouse)
Lineage: Eukaryota; Metazoa; Chordata; Mammalia; Rodentia; Cricetidae
Gene: Arhgap28
Product: Rho GTPase activating protein 28
Exons: 17
Coding region: 86-2107 (673 amino acids)
Biological process (GO): regulation of actin filament polymerization; signal transduction; negative regulation of stress fiber assembly
Cellular component (GO): cytoplasm
Molecular function (GO): GTPase activator activity
Source: RefSeq, a predicted model, not a curated record
UUCUUCGGUGACUUUACACCUGGUUUCAUCCAGCUGUUCUUCUUCCCGCAGAAAAUCCAUUCCUCGCUGCCGAAGAAUCAACAGGAUGCUCUCCAAUGAGUCCCUGCAUCCUCCUGCCUUCAGUCGAUCCAACUCUCAAGCCUCCGUAGACAGCAGCACCUCAGUGGAGGAGUUCUGGCGGGAAAUCGAGAGUAUCAAAGAGAGCAGCGUGGGGGCGCAGGAGGAGCAGCCGCCCACCACCGAGGUCAAGCCCGUGGAUGAAGGAGAACUGGAGGCAGAAUGGUUACAAGACGUGGGAUUGUCGACUCUGGUCUCCGGGAAUGAAGAGGAGGAUGGCAAAGCCCUCCUGUCUACGUUGACUCGGACCCAAGCCGCUGCUGUGAAAAAGAGAUACAACACGUAUACCCAGACGCUGAGGAAAAAGAACAAGCAGCCUGUCAGGGACGUCAGAGACGUCUUCGGAGUCAGCGAAUCGCCUCCCAGUGAUUCUUGUGACCAUGCUACUCAGCUGGAUGGCACCAAGGAAGAAAAAGAGCUGCCAGGAGUUCCCAAAACAAGUGGCCCUCUGCCGGAUGAUACUUCUCUCAACAGUACCACCCUAUCCAAUGGUACCCAGGAUGAAGAAGGUAGUUUUGUGGACCUCCAGAGUGGCUCCAUGUCAAUACUUGAGGCUAUCCCGGAUAUUCCCGUUCACACCAACGGAUCUGCAGAUGCUGAACCGUCAGUUCCAAGUGCCUUGAGUGAUGAUGAUUAUCUAGAAAAGAACAUUCCGCCAGAGGCCGAAGAACUGUCUUUUGAGGUGUCUUAUUCAGAAAUGGUGACAGAGACCCCAAACAGAACUAAAUGGAAGAAGUCAGACAUUAAGAAAGAAGACUAUGCCUUAACUAAAUUUAUUGUUCAGAAAACCAGAUUUGGGUUGACCGAAACAGGAGACCUGUCUGCGGAAGACAUGAAGAAAAUCCGCCAUCUCUCUCUGAUUGAGUUGACGGCCUUCUUCGAUGCCUUCGGGAUACAACUGAAGAGAAACAAGACGGAGCGAGGAAAAGGCCGAGACAGCGGGAUUUUCGGAGUGCCACUUACAGUCCUCCUGGACAACGACCGGAAGAAGGACCCUGAAGUGAAAGUUCCCCUCGUGUUACAGAAAUUUUUUCAGAAAGUCGAGGAAUCAGGCCUGGAAUCGGAAGGAAUUUUUCGACUUUCAGGAUGUACUGCCAAAGUCAAGCAGUACCGUGAAGAACUGGAUGCCAGGUUCAAUGCUGAUAAAUUCAAGUGGGACAAAAUGUGCCAUAGGGAAGCCGCCGUGAUGUUGAAAGCGUUCUUCCGAGAACUCCCCACCUCCCUCUUCCCCGUCGAGUACAUACCUGCCUUCAUCACUCUGAUGGAAAGAGGGCCGCACAUCAAAGUGCAGUUUCAAGCCUUGCACCUCAUGGUCAUGGCCCUGCCUGACGCCAACAGGGACACGGCCCAGGCUCUGAUGACAUUCUUCAAUAAAGUGAUUGCCAAUGAAUCCAAGAACCGCAUGAGCCUGUGGAACAUUUCUACGGUGAUGGCACCAAACCUGUUCUUCAGCAGAAGCAAGCACUCCGACUAUGAGGAGCUGCUGCUGGCCAACACCGCAGCCCACAUCAUCCGCCUGAUGCUGAAGUACCAGAAAAUUCUGUGGAAGGUUCCGUCCUUCUUGAUCACCCAGGUAAGGAGGAUGAAUGAAGCCACCAUGCUGCUGAAGAAGCAGCUGCCGAGUGUGAAGAAACUGCUCAGGAGGAAGACCCUUGAGCGGGAGGUUUCAAGCCCCAAGACCUCAAAGGUACCACAAAAAUCACCUUCAAGAAGAAUGUCUGACGUGCCGGAAGGUGUCAUUAGGGUCCACGCUCCACUUCUGUCCAAAGUGUCAAUGGCCAUUCAGCUCAACAGUCAGACCAAAGCCAAAGACAUCCUUGCGAAGUUUCAGUAUGAGAACAGUCAUAGUUCAUCUGAAUGCAUGAAGAUGCAGAGCCAAAGGUUAUAUGAAGUUGGUGGAAACAUAGGACAACACUGUUUGGAUCCUGAUGCAUAUAUAUUGGAUGUGUAUCAUGUCAAUCCUCAUGCAGAAUGGGUGAUUAAGCCCUAGCCACGUCUUUGAAAUACGCCCAAGAUGCCUCUUGCCUUGUAUUAUAUGCCAAGAAGAUCCUGCAUUUGUGGGGAAAACCACACUGCCCUGAGAUGUUUGCUCCUGUAAUCCUGGUUCUCCUGGAGGGGCAGAAUCGCCAGCUCUGUCAAUAUGAACUACAGAGGAGGAGCUGGUUCACACUGAGCUGAACUUUAUCACAGUUCCUUGGUAAGAAGGUGUGACCCAGAAGAAAGGCCAACACUACUCACUAUGGAGCUAUGAGGCAGAAAUAGACCUGGCCCUGUUCCUGGGAAUAGGCAGCACUUCUGGUGAAACAUACAAUAUUUAUGCUCUCACUGCUCCUCGUUUGGAAGACCUUCAGUCUAAAGACAGUUGUGCACCAUGUCAUUCUGUGCGUCAUGCUCUAAGAGGACUCAGUAGCACCCUGGUGCAAAGGAACUUUUCCCCUCCGUUGAGUGUUGAGAUGGUGUUUUAUGGUUCCUUCUCUCAUGAGCACAGAUCCUCAUUGCAAAUCCCAGUCUAUGCUUCCAGAGCCUCCUUUGUAGUCCAUAGUCAUGGCAUCUCUUCUCUCUUUUCACAGUUGUGGUGCUCAGUGAAUAAAUGGCCUUUCAUGUGUCAGCAUGGAUUUCCUUUGCAGAUCAAACACUUUUUUUUUUAAAUAUUUCACAGCUGCAGUCAGUUCUGCAGCCCCAACUCAAAAACUACAGACAUGCAUUUACCCAUAAGUGCUGAAAAAUGCCAUUAGAUGCAGAAUUGAUAAAUUGCAAAAGUGCAUCUGCUUUUUGAUCAUUAACCAGAGACGUGGGUGAGCACUGUGGAUUAGCACUGGGCUGUGGAAGCUGGAGACCGCCUCACUGUCCGCAUCUUGCGCGACAGUCAUCUAGAUUUGCAGUGGGGAACAUUCAGUCCUCAUGUUUCUAAUAGGAACAAAUCUGCAGUGUACCAAGGGACAGGACCGCUCUGCCUUCUGGAGACUGAAGAUGGAGGCUCAUUUAUCCCAGCUCCGCUUCAUCUUCCACUGACCGGGAGUUUGAUGGACUCACAGCAGUUCCAACAUUUCAGACCCAAAUGCCAGUGCCAGCAAAAUUGACUUGCAGAUGCUAAAGAACUGUUUCCUUACCUGUGUACCCCAUGUCCAGGUCUAAUGUGAGGUUACUGCAAAUGCAUGGGCAGAAGAGAUCUCACAUGUUGUGUUGUGAAACAAAACAUUCUGAACUCAAGCAGUCAGACCAUCCUGUUGUAGAAGCGGAGCGAUCUGUACAGUCAGCGUGCGGAUCACUUGACUUCUGACCUUCAGGACUUUGUUAUACUCUUCUAGAAACACAAAAGCCAGUUUGUUUGAUCUAUUUAUGAAUUUCUAUUUCCUUUCUCUGAAAAGCCACUAAAAGCCAAAUAUGCACUGCAGAGGUUUGUGUGUGCCCCAGUGUUUGACCAGUCUCAAGGCUGCCCAGUGGGCCUAUGAGUGUGUGCGAUGAGUAUAUUAUCAUUUUGUGGUGCAAGCAGCGAGUGAGCAUAUCACUCUGUAUGGCUGCUGGAUGCCAGGAUAUCCUUGGGAGAACCCUGCCUGCACAGAGAAGCCCUUGUUCUAGAGCAUCUCUGUGGUUCUGUCAAGACGUGGACAUGGUCCUGCGUUUCUUUGCAUUAGAAGCAUCCGAUUCUGUUUUAUUUAUAUAGGACUUGCACAGAUCUGUUCAUUUACUUUUCUUUUCCAGAGUUUUCCUUUUACUUGGCUGAAGACACAUUAGAAUUCGUGCAUUAGCUUUGGUCACCAAUGUUCAACAAGCAGCUAGUCAAUGGCAGGUAGGGCACAGCAAGGCUCUGCAUUGUGUGCAAAGUCUUAGCUGACUCAGUAACUUGAAAUUAAUCAUUUCAGUUUAUUCAGGACCAUGGCAACUUUCAAAUAACUAUUGUACAAAAGGCAAUGUCAACAUCAAGGUCAAUGUUGGCUAUAACAUUUUGUUCUUAUUCAGUUGACUAGAGAAGUUUUAGUUGACAUGCAAACUAAUGUUUGUGUGCUUAAGGAGUUUUACUGAUUUUAUUCUGAAAGAAUAAACCUUCAAUUAAAUGUAAAAUUCCUGUCACCUGAGUAUUGAAAGAACUUUGGCCUUAUUAAGAGUUGAUUUUCAAAAGUCUAGUAGCCAACCUGUUAGAACAAAUGACUUUUUGUUUGCCAACAAAAGAGAGGCCAGAUACAUGGUCAGUAAAUGAAAUUCUUACUGGCUUCUCACCCAUCAAGUGCUUUUGAUACACAAGUAGGAAAAUAAUAUCAUUUGGGAAAGUAUUAAAGGAAAUGACUUGUAGGAACACACAUUCAGGAAAAGUCCUACAAUUGCCUCAUUUCCCCAUCAUUCUCCCUAAGAGGGUCCUUUUCUAUGCAGCCCAGCUGGGAGAUGGUUCUUCCAGCCAGUGGUCUUUGGAGGAACUGGAAUACUGAUUCCUUACAAUGUAUAUGUGCAGUAUAAACUACCUCACCAGCCUUUCUUGGGAAAAAGAAUCAAAUGGACUUUAACACUUUUUUGUUGUUUUUCGACUGUCCCUGGGUCUUACUUAAGUUGCGCAGUUAUCUUUUGUGUAUGUUUUGAUAAUAUGCCAUUCACGAUAUAAAAUAGUUUUAGCAAUGCCUUGUCGUGCGCUCUGAGGGAGUCUUUGUGCGUCCCUUAGUGAUUGUCUCGUGUUUCUAACCAUGCGGGGACACAGGUGGUCAGGAACUGGUGUUCCUCUUGUCUGGCAGUGUUCCCGCCACUGUCUCUCUAUUUCCUCGGAGAAGUCAGGAGACGGAAUGUCCCUCUUCUGAGCAAUUGUGUGUUAACUCUUUUCCACGUGUGUGUCUGACUUGCCUGAAAAGACUGUACAUUAGGGGGUAGAAUUCUCCCCUUGACAGGCAUUUUCAAUUAUUUUCCAUAAAUAUGUCACUUAAUAAAAAGUAAUAUGACAUGGGAUUAAAGUGUUCCUUUCAAACACAUCGCUGUCUUACACACUCUCAUCUCAUUUGAAAAUGCCGUCUUUCAAGCAUUUCUUAUCUUCUAAAACUUGGCAAUUUAAUUAGGAAAAAUUUAAUUAGGAAAAAAAAAUCAUAUAUCCAUGGAAAUGGCAACAUGGUGUGUUUUCUCCUCAAAGUUAGAAUAUUGAGUCUUUUGUUCCAUCAGCUCUCAUUAAACAGGAUGUGAGCAUUGGCUUUUAUCCAUAAAAAUAAAGAGACAAAAACUAAAAUUACUGUUACCAGACUCCUUGCAUCCGUGUGCACAGUGCUGGUAGAAGAUGGG